Molecule: messenger RNA, 2580 nt
Organism: Gopherus flavomarginatus (Mexican gopher tortoise)
Lineage: Eukaryota; Metazoa; Chordata; Testudines; Testudinidae
Product: zinc finger protein 70-like
Exons: 3
Coding region: 875-1417 (180 amino acids)
Biological process (GO): regulation of transcription by RNA polymerase II
Molecular function (GO): RNA polymerase II cis-regulatory region sequence-specific DNA binding; DNA-binding transcription factor activity, RNA polymerase II-specific
Source: RefSeq, a predicted model, not a curated record
AGUGUGGGGAUAGGAUUCUGCUGACUGUGUCUCUCUCAGCGCUUCCAUUUGAUUGGCUGCUUUCCCCUGUGAAUAGGGGGCUGUGAGUGGGGAGCAGGUAUUGAGUGUUGGACUCUUGCUCUUUCAGGGGCCGGUGACCUUUGAGGAGGUGGCUGUGUAUUUCAACAGGGAAGAGGGGGCUCUGGUGGACCCCACUCGCAGAGCCCUUUACAGAGACAUCAUGCAGGAGAACUAUUAGAAGGUAACCUCGCUGGGGUUUCCAGUUUCCAAACCCUCUGUGAUCUCCCAGCUGGAAGGAGGGGAAGAGCCGUGGGUGCUGGAUCUCCAGGGUUCAGAGGAAAACGAGAUCCUGAGAAGUCCCUGGACAGCAGGUGAUGGGUUGGUGAGGGAGAGUGAGGAGCAGAAUCCUCACUAGGAAGAUGCUGAGCUUGCCGAAGUGCAUGGGGAAUUACUGCGAAGAUCCAAAGGGAGCGUGACCAGCCCACGUGAUCAGGGAAAAGCUGAUGAAAGUUACCACAGACCAGAGAGAGAGCAGGGAAACCACUCAGAGGAGAGAGUGGAUGAACCCAUUAAUUGACAGGGAAUUCACAGGGACCUCAAGGAAACUACGUCCCUGGAGAAGAUCCUCACGGAGGAGCAAGAGAAUACGUGUAGUGAGUGUGGGAAAAACUUCAAUUACCAUUCAGGCCUUAUUCGACAUGAGAUAAUCUACACAAAAGAGAGACCCUACGAAUGCUGUGAGUGUGGGAAAAGUUUCACUCAGAGAUAUACCCUUAUCUCUCAUCAGAGAAUCCACACGGAAGAGUGACCCUACAAAUGCUGCAAGUGCGGGCUAAGCUUCACUCAGAGAUUAGCCCUUAUCUCUCAUCAGACAAUGCACACAGGAGAGCGACCCUACGAAUGCUGCGAGUGUGGGAAAAGUUUCUCUUGGAGCUCAAACCUUACUAUACAUCAGCAGAUCCACACAGGAGAGAGACCCUAUGAAUGCCGUGAGUGCGGGAAACGUUUAACUCACUUCUUCUCCCUUACCUCUCAUCAGACAAUGCACGCAGGAGAGCGACCCUCUGAAUGUUGUGAGUGUGGGAAAAGCUUCUCUCGGAGCUCAAACCUUACUAUGCAUCAGAGGAUCCACACAGGAGAGAGACCCUAUGAAUGCAGUGAGUGCGGGAAACAUUUCACUCACCUCUCCUCCCUUAUCUCUCACCAGAGAGUCCACACGGGAGAGAGACCCUAUGAAUGCAGUGAGUGCGGGAAAAGCUUCUCUCAGAGCUCAACCCUUAUUACACAUUACAGAAUCCACACCGGGCAGAGACCCUAUGAAUGCUGCGAGUGUGGGAAAAGCUUCACUCAUAGUUCAGGUCUUUCUAAACAUCAGAGAAUCCGUAAAGGAGAUAAACUUCAUAAAAACCUUCUCUAGAGCUGUCAGAAGAUUUUUUUCUUUAAUUCUUUUGACAGUUCCCAGAUAGUGAGUGUUAAGGCUGUUUGCAUCUUUUGCACAUUGAGGUCCCUCAGCUUCCACACAUGAGUUGCCCACUUUUGAAGCUCGCCCGUCUUUGGGGUGGAUCCUGUGGUCCUUUCUAUCAACUGCAUUGUCCUGCGAGUCAUGGGAGUGGGUGUCCUUUCUAUCAGGAAUGUCAUCACCCCAGGUGGGGGAGAUGGGGAGUGUCUUCAACCAGCUAUAUUGAGAUAAAAUCUACCUGGAUCUCAUCACUGUGGUUGCCAUGGAGUUAGCUAGCUUGAGUUCACUUUUCUGAUGUAAAAAGACAGCUAUUUUUGCAGUAAAGACAUGGGCCAUGGAUAGUGGGUGGGGUUAUCUAGCACAUUUCCUCCUGAUCUGACCUAACCACCAUCACAUUUCCUUGUCUGAACAAACCUGGAGAUUCACAUUUGUACUCCUCCUCCCAGUGCAAAGUUAUUGUUAGAGACGUCAAGUUCCUCUCUGAGGACAGAUCGUCUCAUUCCCAGUUGUUCUCACAUUACCCUGGAUUGUGCAGAACAGCAGUUACUUUGUUGACUUUUUUUCUCAUGUAAAAUAUAUUUCAAUAUGAUGAAGAGCUGGAGCAGUGUCAGGGAAAUAAGGGUCAUUUCAGGUUCUGUGACACUGGAAGGAGAUGGGGUGACUCAGAGAUUCCGUCCUUCCCCAUCAUCCCAGAACUGUUACCUUGUGCCUGAGCCAUGCAGAGUUCACCCCUUCAUAUUCCUUCACUUCCCAAGGUGUCUGGUGAGGUCAUGUUCUUGGCUGUCCAUGCUUGGGAAUGGUGCUUGGACGUCUUUGAUCCUAAAUCAGAGUCACUCUGGCAGGCAAUGAAAGUGUCACAGACCUGGAAGGGGAUUUCAAAUGGAUCCCAAGCACUAUUCAAAUCCCCUUUUUCCUCUAUUGGCAAAGCCACUUCUGGGGAGGUCGGCUGUUUUUUCCACCCGUUAUGAAGGUGCUAAAACUUCUGUGAAUAACACUAAUGAGACAGCACUGGGUGAAGCAGGUUUCAGUGGAUCAGGGGAGAAUUUCUCUUCCUGAUUCUGAGACAUCAGAUGUAACCUAGUCUGGAAUUUCACUUUAAAUUAAAAUGAAAGUGUCUUCUA